UAUUGAUGUGGUUCCUUAUAUCUCAGUGGAUUUAUUUUAGAGAUCAUGAAGGCAUGAAUCCCAGAUGUGGAUGGAUGGGAGGCUGUAUGUUACGCCGCCUCUACACUUUUCUGUGCUCCAUUUUCAGGGUCAGAUGUGACUUUUGUCGCAGUCACCAACGACAUGACGUGGACCGAGGCCCAGAGCUACUGCAGAGAACACUACACGGACCUGGCCAGUGUGAGAAACCUGACAGAGAACCAGAAGGUAUAUUAUACGAUAUUUACAAAAUAUACUGAUAACAUAGGAUCGGUAGUCUGGAUCGGCCUUUUCCGAGACUCGUGGAAGUGGUCCGAUGGGAGCAGCUCCUCAUUCAGGUUCUGGAAAAAGUUGCAACCUGAUAACAAAUACGGGAACGAGACUUGUGUGGCUGCAGACUUCAGCAACUCUGGAAAAUGGGAGGACUGGCCCUGUGACAUGGAGAGAGCGUUCAUUUGCUACGGCCCACCGACGCCUGUUUCAAAGCGAGUGAUGAAAGUGCGGUUUGACAACAAGAACUCUCUGGACGUGAAUGACCCUGCUGUGAUGGAGGCCAUGUUGAAGCAGCUCAAACAGAAGCUGAGGGACCAUGGGCUGAACGACUGCGUCAAACUGAGCUGGAGGAAGCAGGCCGAUGGAAAAGUCUUCCACAAGGAAGACAAGAAGACAAAGACGUGCAGGAAGAGGGAUGAGCUGUAUUGUUGAACCGCUGCGUCUAUUUCCAUCAGAGAAAAGUGUGUUUCUUUCCUCAAAGUCCGAGUGUACCGGGCCAGAAUAGAGCUGCAACAAUCUGCUGAUUCAUCGACGAUCGCAACUAUUUUCAUAAUCAAUUCAUCCUUUUAGUCAUUUUGCAAACAGAUAGCGAAAUAGUCACUGCCUCCAACUUCUCAAAUGCUUCUUUGAUGCUUGUCUUUGUCAUUUUUUUUAAUCAUAAACUUAACAUCUUUGGGCUUUAGACAGCUGGUCGAUUAAAACAAGACUUUUUUGUAUCUGCUUCAACUGUGGGAAAUAUAAUAGACAUGUUUUACUAUUUUCUGACAUUUUACAGAUUUGAUAAGAUUAGGCUGGAGGGACAACCAGUGAAAAAAACACCUUUAAAAUUGUUU
Molecule: messenger RNA, 1124 nt
Organism: Sander lucioperca (pikeperch)
Lineage: Eukaryota; Metazoa; Chordata; Actinopteri; Perciformes; Percidae
Product: lectin-like
Exons: 3
Coding region: 163-723 (186 amino acids)
Source: RefSeq, a predicted model, not a curated record